AAAAAAUCUCUCAUCACUAUUAUCUACAAUAGUCAGCUGCCUCAAUGAAAGGAUGGGUGAUUAUCAUCGAUAAUGACUACCUUGAAACAAGUGGAAGCUGGGAGAAUUUAUCAAUGGAUUGAAUCUUAUAGCACUCAAGUAUCAGGUUAGCUCAUAGAAUAUUUCAAUUUGGAUUGCGGAUUGUACUAAAUAAAAAAUAUUACAUAUAAAACUUUACGAAAGAAAAUUAUUUUGUUCUAAGGCUCGAUAAACGUUGUUAUCUUAUAAUCAAAUCAUUUACUAUAAUGAUUGCUUGGUUUUUGUACUGGCUAGUAUAUGUGUUAUUUUUUCCAUAUCACCUAGACUUCCUUCUAGGAUAUAAUUAGAAUAACGAUAAAGGUUUCAUAACUCAAAUUAAAAUUCCGCCGAUCAUAUUUAGCAUAAAUAUUUUUUCAAAAACUCCCCAAUAUAUUAAGUUAAUUAUUUGUUUCAAGUGAGUGGUUACCAUCAUUGGAUAUAAUCAGAUAAAGAUAAAAAAUGAAUAAAGAUGGGAACUUUGACGUAAAAUAUAACAAACAGUCUUAUAAUAUAUACGAAUUUUUAAAUAACCAUCCAGGAGGUAUUAAUUAUGUCAAACCUUAUAAAGAAAAAGACGUUUCUAAACCUAUGAGUCUUUAUGACCACUCAAAAGCUGCCUAUUACCUUUUAGAAGAAUAUAAAAAAGGAGGAAGGAGGAAAAGUCAUGAAUCAGAGGAAGACUUAGAAAGGUUAGUUAAUUGGGACAAGCCAAUGUUUAGUCAAGUUGGAAAAUUAGGUACAAAAUAUUAUGAAUGGGUGACGUCGCCAGUCGAUAGACAUCUACAAUUAUUCGGCAAUCCAAUUUUGGAAUAUAUGACCAUAACUCCUUGGUAUAUAGUACCCAUAGUUUGGGUACCUAUCUGUAUAUAUUUGACUAUAAAAGGAGCAGAACAGUACACUCUCAUUACUAAUGAUACUAGUCCAUACGUGCCAGUAGUAUUAGCUUUUAUACAGGGUGGCCUAAUGUGGACCUUGAUUGAAUAUAGUUUGCAUAGAUGGGUUUUUCAUAUAGAACCUUCUGGCCAUUCCAAAGCUAUGAUAUAUUUUCAUUUUACAAUCCAUGGACUGCAUCAUAAAGUACCAUUCGAUUCAAGAAGAUUAGUUUUUCCGCCGUUUCCUGCCGCCAUAAUCGUAUACAUUUUAUAUAAAUUCAUUGGACUUUUUAUUCCAGAAUCUAAACACCUUUUAGUACUUUCGGGUGGAAUAGCAGGAUACGUAAUUUAUGAUAUGAUCCAUUUCUAUCUUCACCAUGGUUCACCACAAGAAAACAGUUAUUUUUAUCACUUAAAACGAUAUCACAAUCAGCAUCACUUUGCUCACCAUGACAACGGCUUCGGUAUUAGCAGUACAAUAUGGGACAAAGUAUUUGGAACCGCUAUAAAAUUGAGGCAAUUAAGUAUGGGUAUCAAAUGGUGAAUGCCUACAUCAGAAUAUCAAUUGCCUUGUGUGUUCGUUGUUUGUGUGAUUUUCCUUAGGUAACUUAUAAAUAAUAUUUGAUAUGAGUCCUAUUAUUUUUUGAAAAAUCGUUUAUAAACAAUAAAGUCUAUUAUUUUUAUUUUAAAUAAAACAAAA
This is a messenger RNA of Diorhabda sublineata, 1629 nucleotides long. RefSeq lists its product as uncharacterized. The record is from RefSeq and is a predicted model, not a curated record. Bases 517 to 1473 code for a protein of 318 amino acids. Gene Ontology annotation, cellular component: membrane; endoplasmic reticulum. The transcript is spliced from 7 exons. Gene Ontology annotation, molecular function: iron ion binding; fatty acid 2-hydroxylase activity; heme binding. Gene Ontology annotation, biological process: fatty acid metabolic process; lipid biosynthetic process. NCBI's taxonomy places the organism in Eukaryota, Metazoa, Arthropoda, Insecta, Coleoptera, Chrysomelidae.